ACCUUCCACUGACUGUAUUCUCGAUUCAUUGCCUUCACUGUCUGAUGCAAAAAUAUCAUUGCUUCUUCACAGAUUCACAAGCAUAUCAACUUCAGGUCUGGCACUUACAGAAGCAUUAAUUACUUGGAUAGUAAAUGGGAUAGUAACAAGUUUAUCAACAGAUACAUUAACCUGGGCAUCAUUUGGUUUCACACAAGGGGCAUCAAACUCUUUCACACAAGGGGCAUCAAACUCAGUAGGAACAUCACAAGCAGGGGCACCCAAAGGUUUCACUGUUAACCAGGUUGUGGUUAUACCAAUGUUGUUUUCAUGUGAGCUUUGGAAACUGGAGCUUACCAAAAUUCACCUUCCAUUUGCAUCCCCCAUGGCACGUCAUUAAAACAAUAUCACUGUGUUGGGGGAUCGGGAAGAAAU
Messenger RNA from Cuscuta epithymum, 414 nucleotides. The record is from the annotation of a GenBank genome assembly. Lineage: Eukaryota; Viridiplantae; Streptophyta; Magnoliopsida; Solanales; Convolvulaceae.